Messenger RNA from Fomitopsis serialis, 1646 nucleotides. Its product is annotated as Lactonase, 7-bladed beta-propeller-domain-containing protein. Bases 291 to 1358 code for a protein of 355 amino acids. NCBI's taxonomy places the organism in Eukaryota, Fungi, Basidiomycota, Agaricomycetes, Polyporales, Fomitopsidaceae. The transcript is spliced from 4 exons. The record is from RefSeq and is a predicted model, not a curated record. Gene Ontology annotation, molecular function: protein binding; 6-phosphogluconolactonase activity.
GACCAGGUCCGGACCCUGGUCUGACUCCGGUCGGACCCAGGGGUCCGUCCAACGCUGGCUGGCACCACCGACUCGGUGGUGCCAGCGACACUGACCAAUUCCUGACUCCUCUCAAUUACCUCUCAAGCUUGUAAUGCGACCCCUCACGAUUAGACCGAAAAUAUAACAAUGCAGGUUCUAUGGAUAGCCGUGGCAGACCCGUGAACUCGUUAUCGAUAUUGAGGCGAUAACUGUCACCAAACUCUCAUUACGCCCCCUUUGUCGAGCAAAGGGCCUUGAGCGCAUCAAGCAUGUCCUUCCGCAUCCUAGUCGGCUCGUACACGAACGAGAUCUACACCAUCUCGUUCGACCCCGAUACACCGAAGCUUACGCUUGAGUCCACGCUCACGGUCGGGCACCACCCUUCCUGGAUCACACCACACCCAACGGACCCCUCGCUCGUCUUCACUGGGCUGGAAAGGGACGGCGGCAAAGCGGUCGUGGUGAGGUAUGACGCAGAGGGCAAGGGGACGGUCGUAGGCGAGGCGCCGAGCGGCGGUGCGGAUCCCUGCACCCUGCUCGCGCUGGGCACGGAGCUCCUCAUUGGCAACUACUCGUCCGGCACGUUCGCAGACAUCCCCCUCACCUACGAGCCGCCACACCUCCAAGCAUCGAAGACCACGGUCCUGCAGUUCGAAGGGACGGGUCCGAACAAGGAGCGGCAAGAGGCGUCGCAUCCGCACCAAAUCUACUUGCACCCGGCGCGCGCAGAGCUCCUCAUCCCCGACCUCGGCGCGGACCUUGCGCGCCGGUUCGUGAGGGACGCGGGCGGGAAGUGGGUGCCGAACGGCGAGCUGAAGUACAAGGCGGGCGGCGGUCCGCGGCAUGUCGUGGUGUACAAUGACAUCCUCUACACCGUGCACGAGCUGACCAACGAGCUCAGCGCAUACCGCUUCCCGCCCGCCCCGGAGGAGGCUACGCACAUCGCCACGGUCCCCACGCUGCAGUUGGCUGACACGCCGCACGAAGCGGCCUCAAACAUGUUCGCAUCGGAGAUCCUCCUGCCCGCGCCCAACGCAUCCUUCCCAACCGCGUACGUCUACGUCUCUAACCGGGAUGACCCCUCGCCAGGUAACGACACCAUCGCCAUCUUCUCGCCGGCGGACUCGGAUGGUGGACUGAAGAUGGUCGCGGAGGUGCGCUCGGGACUGAAGCAUCUGAGGGGCAUGGUGUUUGGCGGGCCGGACGACAAGUGGUUGAUGGCGGGCGGGGUACACGGAGGUGGGGUGAAGGUAUUCGAGAGGAUCGAUGGCGGGAAGGGCCUGAAGGAGAUUGCCUCCCUUGAGUUGGAGGCUCCGACAGGCUUCUUGUGGAUCUAGGUGCAGAAACUGACUGCAUCCGUCGCUGUAGCAGCACAUCGAAAGACAUAAACUCGUUCAGGACAGUUUAUUGACUGUAAACGACGACGGCAAAUAUCCUGGCACGACUAUCAGCUUCCUUCGGCCUCUUCGUGCAAGUGACAGUGCGAUGUUAGUUGGUCUCAUUGCAUCCCACAUUCCUCAGCCUGACGUGGAGCGUUGUAAUGUCAUCUUUGCAGGUUCACAAUAUGAUAAGCGCACACUUGGCUCAGGUUUCCGUAUGCAUAUAUUCGAAGUAUCAACGUCUGC